UUUGAGCUGUGACGGUUUGACAAGCUCACAGAUGACGCGCUGGGAGGAACUCGAGUCACCUCUACAGCUUCCUUCAUCCUCGACAAACUGCUCACCGUUUUAUUUUCCUCCUGACACGGAAAUUAGGUUGGCGCAGUUCUCGAUUACGGCGGUUUUUCUUUUUCAUACACACACCGACAGCGUGAGCAGCCUUUCUCUUCUCUCAGGUAUAGCAAGCCAAUAAGCGCUCGCGGACGGUGCCCAGACACGCGAGCUCACGGAAAAAGAGGCGGGAACCUCGCGCACCUUCAGAGGACGCGGAGCGCGUGCGCGCGCACUCACACCGCUCGAGCACACACGGAGCAGCAGCUUCACGGACUCAAACCGGCGGCUUGCAGAAGGGGCAGGUGGACGUCUGCGCAGACUACCACCUCCGCUUGGCGGUCUAAAAGCACCUCGGUGAAAAAUUUGGCCACUUCAGUCCGUCCGUGAUCUCGGUGUCAUUUGUCACAAAUACAUGCCGUUCAAGUGCUCGUAGUAAACAGUUCCUCGAGAUGGAAAACGCCCACACUAAAUCUGCAUCAGAAGUUUUAACAAACUUCGGUGUGAACGAAAACACGGGACUCACGCUGGAACAAGUGAAAAUUAAUUUCGAAAGAUAUGGACCAAACGAGCUCCCAGCCGAAGAAGGUAAAUCAUUGUGGGAGUUGGUGGUGGAGCAGUUUGAGGACCUCCUGGUGAGGAUUCUGCUGCUGGCAGCCUGCGUGUCUUUCGUGUUGGCACUGUUUGAGGAGGGGGAGGAGACGACCACAGCUUUCGUGGAGCCUAUUGUCAUCCUGCUCAUUCUGGUGGCCAACGCAGUCAUUGGAGUCUGGCAGGAGCGAAAUGCAGAGAAUGCCAUCGAGGCUCUGAAAGAAUACGAGCCAGAGAUGGGCAAAGUCUACCGCAUGAACCGCACGGCCGUCCAGAGGAUCAAAGCUCGAGACAUUGUGCCUGGAGAUAUUGUGGAGGUUUCUGUUGGAGACAAGGUGCCAGCAGAUAUCAGGAUCACUUCAAUCAAAUCUACCACCCUACGAGUGGACCAGUCCAUUCUCACAGGCGAGUCUGUGUCUGUUAUCAAACACACUGAUCCCGUGCCAGAUCCACGAGCUGUCAAUCAAGACAAAAAGAACAUGCUGUUUUCUGGCACAAACAUUGCUGCGGGUCGGGCCAUCGGUGUUGUCAUCUCCACCGGCAUUUCCACCGAAAUCGGUAAGAUCCGUAACCAGAUGGCGUCAACCGAGCAGGAGAAGACCCCGCUGCAGCAGAAGCUGGAUGAGUUUGGCCAACAGCUCUCAAAGGUCAUCACCCUCAUCUGCAUCGCCGUCUGGGUCAUUAACAUCGGCCAUUUUGCCGACCCGGUCCACGGCGGUUCGUGGAUUCGAGGUGCGAUCUACUAUUUCAAGAUAGCCGUGGCCUUGGCAGUUGCAGCCAUCCCGGAGGGUCUGCCAGCUGUCAUCACCACCUGCCUGGCGUUGGGCACCCGUCGCAUGGCCAAGAAAAAUGCCAUUGUCCGUUCUCUGCCCUCAGUGGAGACGCUGGGAUGCACCUCCGUUAUCUGCUCAGACAAGACAGGGACCCUGACAACCAACCAGAUGUCUGUCUGCAGGUUGGAGACAAGGUGCCAGCAGAUAUCAGGAUCACUUCAAUCAAAUCUACCACCCUACGAGUGGACCAGUCCAUUCUCACAGGCGAGUCUGUGUCUGUUAUCAAACACACUGAUCCCGUGCCAGAUCCACGAGCUGUCAAUCAAGACAAAAAGAACAUGCUGUUUUCUGUAAGCACUUCACUUCCUGUUUUAAGAGGGGAACUUUCUCAUGUGCAU
Cyprinus carpio (common carp) is the source of this 1843-nucleotide messenger RNA. Its product is annotated as sarcoplasmic/endoplasmic reticulum calcium ATPase 1-like. Gene Ontology annotation, biological process: intracellular calcium ion homeostasis; calcium ion transmembrane transport. The coding region runs from base 534 to 1799 and encodes 421 amino acids. The transcript has 10 exons. Gene Ontology annotation, molecular function: P-type calcium transporter activity; ATP hydrolysis activity; ATP binding. Gene Ontology annotation, cellular component: membrane. The record is from RefSeq and is a predicted model, not a curated record. NCBI's taxonomy places the organism in Eukaryota, Metazoa, Chordata, Actinopteri, Cypriniformes, Cyprinidae.